GGAUUCUCUUGUGUAAUCAUGGCGAUGCGCGUGGAUGCCUCAUGGACAGAAAGAGCCGCCACCUAGGGUCGGCCUAUAUAUACAGUAUAUAUAGCACAAAUGUAUGAAAGACUACUUUUUCUUUCUGAAGCCAUAACGCUGAGGACUCUAUGGGACUGGAAACUUCAGCGACACUUAAAUUAAUCUCCUCACACUCUAUAGCUAUUUGAGGCUCAAGGCGCACUUGAAGGCAGAAGUGCUUUGAAGCGCAACCGUAACAUCUGCCAUCCCGACUCCAGGAAACUGUACUGCAAAGACUGACAAGGACGGUGACCUGUGUGGCCAAACAUGGAAGAACUUGCUCGUGAGAGUAUCAGCCUUUUGGCGAGAUCUGCUUCGCACGCGGAUCCCCCACGGCUCGGUUCGUUCGGUGCCAUCUUCAUCAUGCUCAAAUCUGCCCUAGGCGCGGGAUUGCUUAACUUCCCGUGGGCUUUCGAGAAGGCGGGAGGAGUCAAUAAAGCCAUCAGCGUUGAAAUGGUAUCACUGGUGUUCCUGAUCAGCGGAUUGAUCAUCCUGGGCUAUGCUUCAUCCAUCAGCAGAAAGAAUACCUAUCAGGACGUGGUGCGAGAGGUGUGUGGGGGGGCCAUCGGCCAGCUGUGUGAGGUCUGCUUCUGCUUCAACCUCUUCAUGAUCUCUGUGGCCUUCCUGGUGGUGGUGCAGGACCAGCUAGACAAACUGUGUGUGUCUCUGUAUGAGACAGUGACGGGGUCCUUAGAGGGCGAGAUACCGUACCACUGGUACACGGACCAACGGUUCCACCUCUUCAUCAUGUGCCUCAUCUUCAUCCUCCCUCUCUCCAUCCCCAAAGAGAUUGGCAUCCAGAAAUACACCAGUGUGCUGGGCACUCUAGCUGCUACAUAUCUCUGUGUGGCUGUCAUUGUCAAAUACUACAUGAUGGACGAACAUUCAGCCGUCAUUACCCCAGAGCACAGUGAAGGGUCAGUGAGUGUAAAAGAUUCAUGUGCCUCAAUGUUCAGCGUCGUCCCCACCAUCUGUUUUGGCUUCCAGUGCCAUGAGGCCUGUAUAGCCAUCUACAGCAGCAUGGAGAACAAGAAGCUCUCCCAUUGGGUGAUCAUCUCUGUGAUCUCUAUGUUCUUCUGUCUGCUCAUCUACACCCUUACAGGUAUUUUUGGCUUCCUGACGUUUGGGCGCACAGUGGCGGCUGAUAUUCUGAUGUCAUAUCCUGGAAAUGAUGUGGUCAUGAUCAUUGCCAGACUGCUAUUUGGAAUAUCAAUCAUCACCAUCUAUCCAAUUAUACUUCUGUUGGGAAGGUCUGUCAUUCUGGACCUGAUGUUGCGAAUUCGUCGCCAUCGGCGCGGUGGAGUCACACACUCGUUUGAGAACCGCUGCAGAGUGAUUCUGACUGUCAUCUGGAUCACAAUCACCCUCCUCAUCGCCAUGUUCGUCCCUGACAUGAGUGAGGUCAUCAGCGUUAUCGGAGGAAUCAGUGCCUUCUUCAUCUUUAUCUUUCCUGGGCUUUGCCUGGUAUUCACUAUGCAGUCAGAGCCUGUGUCGCCCAAAGUCAGGGUGGUGUGCACUGUGUGGGGUGUGAUUACUGUAAUUGUUGGAGCCUUCAUUUUUGGACAGAGCACUACCAUUGCCAUUAUGGAGAUCUUCCACAAAUUCUGAUAACCAUCACCAUCAGAACAACCAAAAUCACCAGCACUGUCAUCUUUGCCAGCGUCAUUAUCAAUAAAACAACAUCAUUAUGAUU
Molecule: messenger RNA, 1753 nt
Organism: Oncorhynchus mykiss (rainbow trout)
Lineage: Eukaryota; Metazoa; Chordata; Actinopteri; Salmoniformes; Salmonidae
Product: putative sodium-coupled neutral amino acid transporter 8
Biological process (GO): amino acid transmembrane transport
Cellular component (GO): membrane
Molecular function (GO): L-amino acid transmembrane transporter activity
Source: RefSeq, a predicted model, not a curated record